Messenger RNA from Neltuma alba, 609 nucleotides. Its product is annotated as cytochrome P450 71D9-like. Bases 1 to 609 code for a protein of 202 amino acids. The record is from RefSeq and is a predicted model, not a curated record. The transcript has 2 exons. Lineage: Eukaryota; Viridiplantae; Streptophyta; Magnoliopsida; Fabales; Fabaceae. Gene Ontology annotation, molecular function: iron ion binding; oxidoreductase activity, acting on paired donors, with incorporation or reduction of molecular oxygen; heme binding.
AUGGAGAUACAGAUCCCAUAUUCCAUCAUCUUCACCUUCUUUUGCUUCUUCUUUCUGAUCCGCAAGCUAUCUUCUUCUUCCAAGAAACCCAUCAAAACCCUACCUCCAGGGCCAUGGAAAUUACCUCUCAUCGGAAACCUCUACCAACUUGUGGCUCACUGCCUCACUGCCUCAACGUUCUCUCACAAAUCUAGCAAACAAGUACGGGCCCUUCAUGCAUCUUCAACUUGGACAGAUAUUGCCGUUUCCCCAUAUGGAAACUACUGGAGGCAACUUGGAAAGAUUUGUGUUUUGGAACUUUUCUCAUCAAAGAGGAUUCAAGCUUUUAGAAGAAUAAGGGAAGAAGAGGCAUCGACGCUGGUGAGGAACAUCUCUGAACAUGAGGGUUCUGUCAUGAACCUCAGUAAAAAAAAUCCUGGAACUCAUGAACUCCAUAGUGGCAAGAAUGCAGAACAUGUCCUGCAAAAUUUAGAGCAGGUGACAAAGUUAAGCUCUGCAUUAUCAAUUUUCGAUUUCUAUCCUUCGCUAAAAUUUAUCAGUGUCAUCACUGCGGUGAGAGCCCGAAUGAUGAAGCUGCACAAAGAUGGAGAUAAAGUGUUCGAUCGAUGA